This is a messenger RNA of Styela clava, 11351 nucleotides long. Its product is annotated as helicase domino-like. Lineage: Eukaryota; Metazoa; Chordata; Ascidiacea; Stolidobranchia; Styelidae. Gene Ontology annotation, molecular function: ATP hydrolysis activity; ATP binding; histone binding. Gene Ontology annotation, cellular component: Swr1 complex. The record is from RefSeq and is a predicted model, not a curated record. Gene Ontology annotation, biological process: chromatin remodeling.
AUUAUAGCAAGCAGAUAAAGUAAUUUUAUGUAUAUUUAUGAAUGCGUUUAUACAACCGCGUUGGUCAGAUAAACUAUUUGUUAAAAGUUUUAGUCAGCGCACCUUCACAUGGGGAGAUAUGAAAGUGAUCUUUUGAAUAGGUACAAACAGCAACUCUUAUUUUCGUAUACCGAAUUUGAGAAUGUUGCUUUUUACGGCUAUAUUUGCACUAGGCCAAUAUAGAAGAAUUGCAAAAUCGUCGCCCCACCGAACUGACGUGAAAUCGGAUGCAAACACCACGUUUCCUAGUCAAGUGAACACCAUUCAGACGGCGCUGGUGAGCAGCGCGGGAAAUACUGUUUGAGUGAAGAAGGCGAUCUUUUAUAUUAGGUAAACAGAACUCACGCAUGCGCAUUACGUCCGAUCAUCACCGCCUUUUUCUUUGUUCUUUCGAUCUGUCUGCGCGGACGUGUUCUUUCGAUUUUCCUCGUGACACUGUAAAGAUGUCGUGUUUAACCAAAUGUCCGUUUAUUUUGUUUCACUAACAACAUGUGAGUCUGUACGCGAAGCUCUGAUUACUCUGGAUGGAGGUUCAACGGCUGCCGAUGGGUUCGUUUUGUGCUGGAUUUUAUUGGAUAAAAGAUACAAUAGUCUACCGCAAUUUAAAUGAACAUUACACCAUCUGAUCAAAAUGCAGCAAGAUGAUUAUUCGGCUGAUAAGUCUGGAAGAUAUGUUCCAGAUGCCAUGCAAGGUCAACAGUUUUCAAUAUCAAACACGGAUGCAAAUGCUCCAGUAUCUCUCAGUGGGGUGCAACAACCACAAAUGAAUCUAUUUGGAACUGAAAAUACCACUCAACCACCACCAUACCGGGCCGCUCAUCCAUCUCCUCUCCCAAGUAUGACUCCUACGUUCUCUCAACAUAUACAGCCUCAAUAUACAGAAAAUCCUCUACAGUCCCAAUUUUCUUAUAGAACUCCACAGUCCUCUUAUCAAUCUCAGUCUUACAAUGUAGGUGUAUCUCCUGGUCAGAUACAGACUGUUUUUGAUUCACAACUAUCAAAUCCCAUUGCACUGAGUCCUGGAAGUCAGAUGUCUGUACCUCAAGGAAUGAGAGCUGUGUCACCAAGCCAACCAGCAAUCCCACGUAAAUCUAUAGCAGGUAUGAUGUCUCCUAUCAGAGCACAGGGCCAACCAAUGCCACCACCGACUUCACCGGCUGCUUUACUGGCAAGUAGGAUGCAAGGGCCAAUGUCACCACUUUCGGUAUAUAUGUCGACAGCCCAGUCACCACAAAGAAGAUCCCAACCUGUUGUAUUACAUGCGCAAAAUAUGGUGUCUGGCCAGUAUCUUCCCUCAAGUCCAGUUUAUCAACAUCCAUCAGCAUAUUCCUACAGCCCGCAGCAGGUCCAGACAUGUCAAUUCAGCCCUCAAUCUUCACCUGUUGCAACUAGCCCAAGGUAUGUUGACCCGACUCAGCAUAAACAGAUGUCUCCACUUCUAGCUACACGUGCUCAGCUACAUAGCCCGCAGUCGACUCAUCCUGGUAUCGUUCAAGUACCACGAUCUCCAUUCAAGGCAGCGAGGCAAUUGAGCAUGGGGGUUUCACCUAAUAAAGUCCAGCCUGUCAAUACACAAUGGCAUCAGCAUCCACAAAGCACCCGAACGACUUCGCAGGAGAUGUGGGACAAUGUUUCAGCUCCUGUGUUACCAUCAUUACCUGUUCUUUCCGCUGAUACAUUGGAUUUGCUAUCAACACUAACUGUAUCCACAGUCUCUGCUCCUGUGCAAUCAUCUACAAUUUCAACAGUUUCUGAUACUCAUGUACAGCAGUCUCCUCUACUUCAAAAACAUUUGCUGAUGCCUGUGAAACCAAUUGUGCCACCAACAAACAGCAAUCUAUUGGUGGUUUCAGAUUCAGGAAAGACUGCCACAACUUCUUUGACUGGGACAUCUUCAAGUCAGCCGAAACCCUAUAAGGUUGAAGCACCUCCAUCCAGAAGUAAUCUAAAGCAUAGCGAUAGACCAACAUUAUUAAUUAAACGUUCUACGGAGGAAAAUCUAAUUAACUCUGAUAAAAAUAUUGUAUCGUUGGUAACAACGACUUGUACAGACUCUUCUGCUUCUACUUUUUCUAGUUCUAACAUUGUGACUUCUAGUGUACAUAAAGAAAAUAUUGAUAUAUCUCCUGUUGACCUUCCGUCUACUGAUCCUGUUUCAUCAAUUGUGAUGGAAAAUAAAUCAAACAUGGCUGCAUCGGCUGGUGGCACUACUGUGUCACAGUCUGUAUCGGUCAGCGUUAUGCCAUUGAGCACUGUUCCAAAAAAUGUUCUUGUAGACGACAAACAUUCUCGUAAUUCACUUACGAGUGCUUCUGCAAGUCCAUUACCACAGGUCCCACAAGAUAUACUUGAAAAACGUGCAAAGCUUUGUGAAAUUCACAAAGCUAAACUAAAAGAAAAAUUAGAAUUGUAUAAAGAGUGCUUGACAGAGCUCUUUUUCUUACAAAAUGGUGGAAACUGCAUGGACUUCAUUCAAUUCAAAAAGCGACCAUCUGCAAAAUUAUUGGAGUAUCUCAAAAAAAUGAUGCCCGAUGGUCAGCAUGUGCGUCGUAAAUCUCGUAAAAUUUCGCAAGAGUCUACAGUGAGCAACAACAGUGAAAUAGCACCAACAUCUCCGGCCUCUACUCUUUCUAAUGCAAGUUCCAGAAAAAUUUCUUCAGAUGAUGGCAAAAAAACGAAGUUAAAGUUACCUGAAAACGGUGCAGAUAAUGUAUUGAAAUCUGUGCAGCUUCCUGGCAAUGAAAGAUCGAUCAGUAGGAAAAGGAGCACCUCUCAAGAUAAAAUCAUUGUGUCGAGUCCAGCGGUCGUAACUGUAACAAAAUCUGUGAUGUCUACCCAAGUACAUGGCAAUCAAAUCUCCACAUCUAAGGGACAGUCAUCUCCGCUCAGAUUGAAAAGGCUGUCUAGACAAAACGCUUCAACUCCCCUUGAUGAGAGCAUUGGUUCUCAAGAGGAAAUAUUGGAGAGAGCAAAACAAGAGGCAGUUAUUCAAAGGAAGGUUGUUGAGUUACGAAAGCAAGGUCUUUGGACACAAAGGAGAUUGCCGAAAGUGCAAGAGCCUCCUCGGAAUAAGACCCAUUGGGAUUAUCUUCUCGAGGAAAUGAGAUGGUUGGCAGCAGAUUUUGCACAAGAGCGAAAGUGGAAACGGGCAGCAGCGAGAAAACUCGUUCGAACCGUUGCUGCUUAUCAUAAGGAACAGCAUGACAAAGUAAGAAGAGCAGAAAAAGAAGAGCAAAAUCGUCUACGAAGAAUCGCUUCUACUAUGGCUCGUGAGAUCCGAACAUUCUGGGGAAGCAUUGGCAAGGUUGUUGAGUACAAACAGCGGUCGUUGCUUGACGAGAAACGACAGAAAGCUCUUGACCUUCACCUGAGUUAUAUCGUUGAUCAAACUGAAAAGUACUCUGAUUGGUUGAGUCAAGGUUUAAAUAAAACUUCUGCAGGUUCAAGUCCAAGAUCUCUCACAAGUUCAAAGCCGGGAAGUGAUGAUGAAUUUCUACCUCAAGGUGAGUCGAGUGAUGAUGAGGAGACCAUUGCUGUUGCUGAGGAAGAAUUGGAAAAGAUUGAUGACACUGAAGAUGAAUUAUCUCUGUUAAAAAAAGAAAGCGAGCUUCCCUUCAAUGAGUUACUCAGUUCUUUGCCGGCUGAAGUUAUUGAAAACAUUGGUAAACCAUUGGAGGAAUCCGUGGAUGAGAAAUCUGAUGCAGUGGAGGGCGAAGAGGAUAACAAAGGUGAAUCAUCACAAAUUAAAACAGAAGAGCCGACAGAGUCUGAAAAAGAGGCUGAGGGGAGCGAUGGAGAAGAUUCCACAAGUUCAAAACCUACACCUAUAUCUUUGAGAAGGUCAGCCAGGAAGAGAAAGGUUGACUCAACCAACGCAUCUAAAAAAGAUGAAGCUGACCCUUCGAAGAGGCAAAGGAUUGAGCAUGAUUCACAAGGUGGUGAUGAAGAGUUCAGUGUGGACCAAGAAUCUGGGGAAGACGAUGAGGCAACUGUAGAAGAAGAAGAGAAAAGCGGAGAGGUUGAUCACAAAAAGGAGAUCGAGGACUUGCAGGCGGAAGGAGAAAUGCCUAUUGAAGAAUUGAUGAAGUUAUACGGAGCAGCGUUUGAUCAGGAUCCAGAUGUGGAGGUAGAAAGACAACAGUCUGAAGAUGAGGAGGAAGUUGAUGAAUCUGAAGAUGAUAAAGAUGUUCAGAUGGAAAAGGAAGAAAGUGAAACUGAAGCUUCUGAUGAAGAUAUUGAAGAUGAUAAACAAGAUGAAGAGGAAAUUGGAAUGGAUUAUUUAUUCAAAGCUGAUCUAACUAAAGAUGACAAUAUUCCCAUGAUUGUUCCGUCAGAUACCUCAGCACAAAAAGAUGACAAAAAACCUGAAGGAGAGUCGAGUCCGAGCAAAGAAAUUACAGAUGUUGCCGCAGAGGCUGCUAGUUUACAACCUACUGGCUUUACAUUAGCAACAACUCAGGUUGUCACACCCAUACCUGUUCUUCUGAAACACACAUUGCGAGAGUACCAGCAUAUUGGUUUGGAUUGGUUGGUAACCAUGUAUGACAAACGGCUCAACGGAAUUCUUGCAGAUGAGAUGGGCUUGGGGAAAACUAUACAGACUAUAGCAUUGCUGGCGCAUUUGGCUUGUGAAAAAGGUGUUUGGGGUCCUCAUCUUAUAGUCGUUCCUACCAGUGUCAUGCUCAACUGGGAAAUGGAAUUCAAGAAAUGGUGUCCUGGUUUCAAGAUACUGACUUAUUAUGGAUCACAGAAAGAAAGAAAAGCGAAAAGAACUGGUUGGACAAAAAGUAAUGCGUUCCACGUUUGUAUAACUUCGUAUAAACUGGUUCUUCAAGAUAAUGUUAGCUUCAGAAGAAAGAAAUGGAAAUAUUUGGUCCUUGAUGAGGCUCAAAACAUUAAAAAUUUCAAGUCUCAACGAUGGCAAACUCUGCUUAAUUUCAAUUCACAAAGACGAUUGCUUCUCACUGGGACACCAUUACAAAACAAUUUGAUGGAACUGUGGUCUCUCAUGCACUUUCUUAUGCCUCAUGUUUUCCAGUCUCAUAAGGAGUUCAAGGAAUGGUUUUCGAAUCCCCUCACUGGAAUGAUUGAAGGAAGUCAGGAAUAUAAUGAAAAAUUAGUCAGAAGACUCCAUAAAGUUCUCAGGCCAUUUUUACUAAGAAGAAUUAAGAAAGACGUCGAAAAACAAAUGCCAAACAAAUAUGAGCAUGUUGUUAGAUGUCAUUUGUCAAAACGACAAAGGUUUUUGUAUGAGGACUUCAUGUCUCGGGCGAGUACAAAGGACACUUUGGAUUCUGGUCAUUUCAUGAGCGUCAUCAACAUCUUGAUGCAACUCCGAAAAGUUUGCAAUCAUCCCAAUUUGUUCGAGCCUCGUUCGAUCGUCUCACCUUUUACAUUCGAUCGCAUAGUGUUUUACGCGCCUUCACUCGCCACUAAAGUUUUUGAAAAAAGUCCCUUUGAGACAUUGAAUCUUGAGGAUUAUCAUCUGCAUCUACCUUCACUCACCAAUAUUCAUCAAUAUAAUGCGGAGAGGAUGAGAGAAUUAAAGACACCGAGGAAAUUAAUCGAAGAGUUGACAACAGAUCGUGUGCAGGGAGAAAGUGAAAAACCCCAAAGAUCUAAAUCACAAGUGAUUCGCGAACAGUUGAGUCAACUUUUGAAGGAAAGAGAGAAACUGAAGAAUUCCACUGUUGUACUAAACCAACAGACUGGCAGCACUCUUCCUGUUCUUACUAUACCAAUCUCAAGUAGUGGUGGAACUACAAUCUUCCCUUCAAGAGUAAUUACAAUUCCACAGUCUAAUUCCGAAGAUGCUGCUGGUACAAAGACUUCAUCCACACAAUCUAUUACUCUUCAGUAUCAAACUCCACAGGGCACUAGGGUGACAAUACCAAACAAACAGAUACGACAGUUGCCAGGUGGUGUUGUCCAGAUAAUGACUUCCGGAUCAACGAAGUCUGUUUCAGGACAGACAGUACCCACACAAGGAGCUCUACGUGUGCCAGCAAAUAGUCGAGGUCUUCAGAACGGUUCUUCAGACAUAGAAAAAGGGCAGUUGAUGGAAAUUGAUGAACAAAGGAAAGAUGGUGAUUCGAAGCAAGCCUCAGAAAACGAAUUUCUGGAAUUGAAAGAUCCAACGACAUAUGCAGAUCGUCUUCAUCAAAUUUUAAUCGAAGAAAGACGUCAGAGAUGCAUCAAAAUGGCAAAUGUGAAUGAGAAAAAAUGUGAAGCCAAUCCAGAUUGGUUGCCACGAGGCACUAUCGACUAUCUGAAAGAUAUUUUCAAACUCCCUUACAUGCAAUCCAGGAACACCAUUCGAUUAAAAAGUGACGUGAUGGAUGAGUUUAUUAAAUCCAAUUCAACGGUUUUAAAAGAAAUCAAGCCUGUUACAGACAGGUUUGUAUUUGCCAUAUCAAAGGCUUUAGCCAAGAGGAUAGACUUUCACGUUUCACACCCAUCACCUUCACUACAUCUCAAAGAAAUGACCGGGCUGGAAAAUCUUGAAUUCUACCUGAAAAAAGAAGUUCAACCUUUCCAUCGCAUUCAUCAAGCGACCAAAAUUCAGUUUCCAGAAGCCAGAUUGAUUCAAUAUGAUUGUGGAAAGUUACAAAUCCUAGAUGUUUUGUUGAGAAGAUUUUGGACUGAAAAACAUAAAUGUUUAAUAUUUACACAAAUGACUAAAGUGCUCGAUAUUUUGGAAGCUUUUUUGAGUUACCACGGUUAUCGCUAUCUUCGACUCGACGGGUCAACAAAAGUUGAACAAAGAAUGUUACUGAUGGAGAGGUUCAACAAUGAUCCGAGGAUAUUUUGCUUCAUCUUAUCCACUCGUAGCGGAGGUAUCGGUGUGAACCUAACUGGCGCAGACACUGUUAUAUUUUAUGACAGUGAUUGGAAUCCAACAAUGGACGCCCAAGCUCAGGACAGGUGUCACCGUAUCGGACAGACCAGAGAUGUUCACAUUUAUCGUCUCAUUAGUGAGCGAACUGUAGAAGAAAAUAUUUUGAAAAAAGCGAACCAGAAACGCCUUCUCGGUGAUUUGGCAAUUGAAGGGGGAAGCUUUACGACUGCUUUCUUCAAGGAGCAAGCCAUCAAGGAUCUUUUCAAUGAACCAUCUGGUCUGGAAGAUCUUCCCUCGGCUUUCGUAAAAGAUGAAAAACAAACUACGGAGAAGCCACCACUGCAAGUACUUGCAAGACCGAUCACAGCCAGGCAAAAAGCUAUAGCUGCAGCAAAAGAAGCUGAAGCAAAGGCUGGAAUUGAUGUUAACGAGGAAGAAUCACCUAUUGAAAAGCCUGUGAGCCAAUCGCAAGAUCCGAAUGUGCAAGCAAGUAGUUGGGAGGAUGCGCUUCAACAAACUGAAGACAAAGAAGAUGUUGAUGCUGCCAAACAACUGAAGGAAGAACAGGAUGCUGACAUGGAAGAAUUUACUGAGAAUGCAGAAGGAGAGGAGGGCGAAGUUUCAAGAGUGCAAGAAGAGAUGAAAUCGUUGUAUGAAGAACUCACUCCUGUUGAAAAAUACGCCCUCAGGUAUCUUGAAGAAACGACAGAAGAGAUGAACAAGGAAGAGCUGGAACUUGCGGAGGAGCAAGUUCAUAGGUCGAAGCAGGACUGGGAGAUCACUCACCUGAUGGCACUCAAGGAAGAGGAAGAAAGAAGAUUGGAAGAGGAAGAAGACGAGAUCUUCUACACGAGGGAUGAUGCAGAGAAUCAGGUUUACAUCGAUGAUGUCACUGGAGAGAUUAUGCCGGUUUGGUUUCCUCCGACACCACCCCAAGAUGACAAUGAUAUCUAUUUCGACCCUGUGUCGUGUUUAUUAUAUCUCCCGACUCCAAUGUCUGAAGAUCAACUUCCAACUAUUCAUGUCAAGAAGGAAAGAAAGCGAACAAAACCAGAAUCGGAAAGUCCAGGAGGAGCACCAGGCCCAAAGAAGAAAAUUUUUCGAUCUGAAUGUCACGCACCUCGUUCCAUAUUUGAUCGACCGUUAUCACAGCUCAAAAAGAGGGAGAUUAAAGCUAAUAAAGAUAGAUUGCUACAUCUAAAGAAACCAUCUUCUACGGCUAACACAAUACUACCACAUGUAAAAGCUCUUACUGUACCUGCAUUGCCCUCAUUACCAGUCACAUCUUUACCUGAUAAAGAAAAUAUCACAACACAGAAAGACCAAACAGAGACAAGUACUUCAAGCACUUCUGCUGCAGCGACAGUUACAGAUUCAACCAAUAAAAAUCCUGAAUGGCUCAUUAAUGAAGAUUGGAAACUUUUGCAAGCUGUUGAACAAGUGUUGGAAAUGCCGUUGUCCUUAGCAGUGCUGAUGCCGGCACAUACUCCUAACUGGGAUCUUGUUGCUGACGUAGUUAAUUCUAUCGCGUCCGUUUAUCGAUCGCCUAAAAUGUGCAAACAAAGAUUUGAAAAUGUCAUCGCUCCGAGAGAAGAAGGCAUAUCCGCAGCUGAAGUGUCAAUGAAAAAGAAAAUAAAAGGGAUUAAAACUCCAGGAAAACCGAAGAUGAAUAAACCACAGAGAACAACUAAUGUUCACUCAACAGAUAAUAAUCUGCAGCAUACGACUCUGUAUUCAAGCAGGUUUGAUGUUAUCAAAGAAACCUGUGGCAAGCGAACAAUGCCAAUGAAAUCAGCAGGAUCAGGACAAUUUCAACGAAACCCAAAACAUACUUCAAUAUUAAUGGAUAAUGGCAUCACAUAUGACAAACCACUGCCUCCUAUUAAGGUGGCGACACUUAGAGCAGACAGAAUUGCAAGGGAAAAGCAGGCUCUGGAAGUGGCGAAGCAACAACAACAAUUACAGUCGCAAGCAAUACAACAACACACAGCCAAUAUGUCACAAAUCAGUACAAGUCAGGUUUCAAAAUCAGCAGGCAUGACUACAUUGGGUGUAAGUCAGUUAACAGCAAUCCCGUUAUCAGGAGGUGCCAGCAACAUUAUUGUCAACUCCAGUACUCUUUCGGCACUAACUAAAAAGAUGAAUCAACAAUCUGCAAUGUCACAGUUUUCUGCUGCAAGUGCAAAAACAGCCAAGACCACAUUGAUAAAUACGGCUUUGCAUCAAACUUUGCUGCGAACUGCUGCAGGAAACGAACCAACACAAAAUUUACAGCAACAACAACAGAUACAGAUUCAACAACAAAAUCAAGUUGGAACAAUGGUGACAGUAGGAUUGUUGCAUCGAUUAUCAAACCAGUCGACUGUGACUUCAGUCGCAAGCUGUGCGUCAGGAAAUACAAUCACAUUAUCUUCAUUGACUAGACCGUCUAUAUCUGUGCCAGGGGGUGCCGUCAUACAACAAGGAUCUCAACUCACGAAGCAACUCACAAAACAACAGAAGCAGAGAUUACAACGAUUACAAGAACAAAUGGAACGAUUGCAACAUCAUAAACAACAGCAACAAAAGAAACAAAAUGUUAAAACUCAGAUCACCCCUCAAAAGUUCCAGCUCACUCCAGAAGCUAUGAAGAAAUUUCGACAACAGCAACAACAAUUGGAAAGUGGAAGCGUGAUUACUGUUGCGGGUAAACAGCGCAAGACAACUCCAAUCACGCAAAAAGAGCUCGAAUUACUGAUGAAAAACCCAGGAAUGAGGAGGCAAAUGCAACAACAGAAACAACAAACUGCUCAGGUGCAGAUUGCACCUGUCCAUGCCCAAGUACAAGCUCAACAAGUGCAAGAAGCCGCAGCACAACAAGCUGCACAACACAUUGUUACUUCGAAGCCGUUACCAAUAACUGUACCAGUGUCUAGUCUUGUUUCAGUUGCUGCAGUUAAUCUGGGAGGAAUGAACAUGUCUAUUGCUAGCACAAGUACCAGUGGUCAAGCUAAACCACUUAUUGUUACUGGACAACAGGUUCCAGUCAAUAUUCAGCAACAGAUAACAUUACAACGUCAAUACAUGAAACAGAAUCUACUCACUCAACAACAAUCUCAGUCACAGCAACAAGCAGUCAGGCAGGGUCAGGUUUUGGCUUCGAAAGUUGGUGUCAAACAAACGGUGUAUGCAAUGGUACCUGCACCUCCGUUAGUGACUCAAAAACAAAGAAGAGUGAAUGUAGCUGUGUCAUCUGCUGGGGCAACCAUGAUUGGACAACAGCAAGGUGGAACGCAGCAACCUGUUCAAUUGACCGUCACAAAACUACUUCAGUCACAGGCGAUGCCUGGUCAAUCGACUUCUCAGGUCAAACAACAAUUGGUCAAGCAAGGUGCUGACGGCAGCAGGUUCGAGGUUCAGCAGGUACGACAAUCACAAUUAGUUUCACAGCAGCAGCAGAUUGCAACUGCAACCAUUGUUCCAUCAUCACAUGUAGGACAACCUCAACGUUUGAUUUCGUCACAAAGAAAUUUAAGACAAAUUCAACAACUGGCUUCGAAUCAGCAACAGACGCAGAUGAUUUUAACACCAGCAUCAUCUGUUGUUUCCAAUUCUCAACAAUUCAUUCAGAGACAAAAUCCAAAUGUUGUUGCAUCAAUAUCGAUUGCUGCUCCAAGCAGUUCACAAUCUGCCUCACAACAACAAAUGACGCUAGCUUCACCAACGGUCCAGUCAGCAAGUUUAUCUCAACAGCUACAAAGUCUAUUGACACCACAAGUAUUGAGAGCACAAUCAUCACAAGCUGUGGUUUCAGUGCAUCAGUCGAUGAGGGUGUCUCAACCUCAACAUUUGGUUCUCUCUCAGGUUACACCACAACAACAACUAUCUGUUAGCCCCCAAACUCCUGGAAUGACAAUAACAUCACCUACCACCCCAACAACAAUGACCCUGGCGCCAUCGUUGGUUCAACUUCCAGCAUCCGCCGUAACCUCUGUUUCCGUAUCACAGUCCAUGUUGAACGUUCCUACUACAACGCGGCAACAGCCGGAAACAAGUGCAAGUGUUCAAUACAUUACAAGAUCUGCUCCUCAACAGUGAGAGUUGUCUGACACCGAUCUUUCCGAUAAAUAUGUAUGUUGGAAAGUGAUUAGACUGUGGUGGAUUUUGACCAAUUUGAGGAAUUAUUUUGGUUUUUGGAUACUUGUAUUCUGAAUAAACUUUUCCCAAUUUUAGUUCGUUUUUUCUUUUAUUGAUUGUCUUUUUUACUUUCAUGUGAAAUCUACCAUUCAAGGAAAUAGAAUUAUUCUGUUAUAUAUCAGUGAUAUCAUCCCAAUACCUGUUGGCUUUUGUGUUUUUCAUAAUAUAGAUGGAUUUGACUAAUUAUGAACUAUCGUUUAUCUUAUAUGCGGCCUAAUGAAUAUUAUUGAUUUUGCUUAAUUUUGUAGUACUCACUGAUCAUGGCCUUCUUUGAAAUAAAUAUAUAUCAUCUGUUAAA